This is a messenger RNA of Daphnia pulex (common water flea), 3665 nucleotides long. Its product is annotated as anillin-like. The record is from RefSeq and is a predicted model, not a curated record. Gene Ontology annotation, cellular component: actomyosin contractile ring. Lineage: Eukaryota; Metazoa; Arthropoda; Branchiopoda; Diplostraca; Daphniidae. The transcript is spliced from 17 exons. The coding region runs from base 192 to 3452 and encodes 1086 amino acids. Gene Ontology annotation, biological process: mitotic cytokinesis; septin ring organization; actomyosin contractile ring assembly.
AAUUUGAAAUAGGACUGUUGGGACUUGGGACUUCAACGGUUCACAACGAUAACGUACUCACAGUCGGUUCUUACAUAUUGCAGUCUAGUUUUGGUUUUUUAGCUGUUUAAAACUCACGCGAAUCGUUAGGAGCACGAUAUUUCGACUAUAGACUCGGUUACAAAUAUCACAAAAAACGUUGCAGUAAAAAAAUGGAUUUAUUUACUCAGAACAUGAUAAAAAGAACAAAGCAGAGGCAAGAGAUGAUGAAAGUGAAGCCCAACUCCGGGUUGGGCUCAUUGUCAUCUAGUAAACUAGAGAAUCAAACCAUUCCAUCAAAUUCAAGCCAAAUUUCAGAUAUUGAUGAAAACAUACCAUUGUGUAAUUUCGAGGAAAAAAGAAAUGUAAUUCGAAAGGAAAAUGAUGCAGGUAUCAAACAUUUAAGACACAGCCCUACAAAAAUUGAGGUUCCAAGUGAUCAAACUUCUCCAUUACAAGUGUCAAGAAAAACUAGAUUGGAAGCUCUAGCCUACCGGAUAAAUGAUUGGGUAGAUGAAUCUGUUGUAGCUCCUAAACCAAUUUCAUCCACUCCUGAGAAAAAUCCUAGAGGAACCAGUACUCCUUCUAAAAUAAGAGAUACAACUACUUUGAAGUCUGCAGCAAGUGUGAAAUCAGUGUUACAAGAAUGCACUCCUGUGAAAGUAUCUGGAAAUGAGGAUGUAUCAACUCCUUACAAAUCACUUGCGUUAGAUAAAUCGGUUCUCCAAAGCUUGGAAUCCCAAGGUUUCACACCAACUGAAUCACGGUCUCGUUUAAUAUACGAGUUUGAGAAAGAGCAAGAAAACGAAAUAGAAGAAGAAACAGCCAAGUCUUGGACGUUUACUGCCGGAUCGCCGCAUAAAUCAGCAUCUCCCUUGAAAACCAGAUCACCUGCUGGUGUUACACAUUCAAGCAAUACUCCAGCAAAGCCAAAGGGACCAGCAAGUCAGUUGGCUGGAAAAUUUUCUAAGAGACCAUCAGGUGGUCUAAUAUCAUCAGAUAUGAAAUCAGCCAGAAUUUCUCAGAAUAUACGAGAGAAUCACGAGUCUACCCCUUCGUCAUCGAGCGCUGUGGAACUAGAAAAAAAGAAGCCUGAAAAUAGAAUGCGUUCUGUGCAGGAGUUGGCUGCUCAAUUCGAUUCGCCUCGCGUGCCAAUGAAAGAUCCAGCUGAAAUGACAAUUUCGGAAAGGAAGGCACUCUUUGAACACAACAAAGGCCAAAUUUCUAAUUCUAAACUACGAACACCACAAACAAGUCGUUCUGUUAUUUCGCCACGGACGACAGCCAUCGAUUCGAAGAAUAAAGGAAAUCUCGAUUUUUAUAUGAAAGAGAAAUCUAAUUCUCCACUCUCGGUUGUGUCUGAGCUUUCAAGCGUACAAACUGCUAAAUCAAACCACUUUAAGGAGCAGCAGAACCCAAGGGGUGGCAAUAUCACUAAAAUGUCGGAACCGCUGACCCAUGGAGCAGCAACUUCAAGUCCUAUCUCUAACUGCACGCCGAAGCCGAAUAUUAUGAAUACCGUUGCUUCGUCUUCCAAGGAAUAUAAUUUAGAUCAACCAUCGAGUGGCAUGUUUCGCAAUAUUCAUGCCGAACCAUCGCUUGACAAAAAUAUCGAAGAACAGCAAAAACCUUCCGGGGCGCUGUACGCAGGAAUUCAUCAAGUUCGUCCCAUAAGAGUAUCCCCUCCUAAACCGGGUAAACUCUAUCCGUGUUUGUCAGAUAUUGACAGCGUAACAGAAAACGAAUCAGAGUCAGAUGAACAACAAACGGACAAUACUCCAAAAAGCACAGAUGGUGGCGAUUUGAGAGCAGGUUACGAUUUGGAUAGUAGCUUCACUAUUGAAAUUCUUGGGCGAGCAGGUUUGAGUCAAUUCAUCAAUACUCCCAAGAGGAAACUGACAGAAAUGCAACUGGAUAAACCACAGGUGCGCCCUAAUCUUGGUGUGAAAGAAAUCAUUUCGGAUGAUGAUGACUCAACGGAUAUCAGUGACCUACUAGAUGAAGCAUUGGGUGAUACUGAACAUUCCGUGUCUCCCAAACAUCAGAAAAGGGAUGAUUGCGAUCAAUUAACAUUGGAAGAUGAUGGCCUUGCCAUUUCAUUGUUUCAUUCCGUUAGUUCUUAUCGCCAGCAAAAGGAAAAGACGUUUACGCCAAUGAAACAGAUUGUACGGAACCCAGAAGUUCGUCAAGUAGCUUCACGGCAUGAAACCUAUGAGUCAAAUGAAUCACUUGAAGUUUCUGUUCAACAGCAAAUUCGCACCCUUCAAGAAGAGAUCUCUACUCAACAAAGUGUUAUGGCUCAAGCCUCUCAAGCCUUAAAUCUAUGUCGAGCCACUGCCGAGUUCUCUGGUUCCACUGAGCAAGUCGAAGGAGAAAAACUGCUUCUUAUUUCCAGCCAGAAAAAGCAAGCAGCUAUCAAUGAAAUUCAGAGGUUAAAAAGUGAAGCAGCCAUGAAAGUGAUUUCAAACAAACUAGCUUCUCGCGGCACUCUGUCAUUCAGCAAUAUUGGACUUCCACUUAAAAAAGAUUUUUUAUCGAUGCUUAAGAAAGGCGGGGGUGAUGUUGUACAUUAUUUCAUCGUGCUAAUACGCAGCCGAGGCCAAGUAAUUCCGUUGCAAAUGCUGUCAACGGUAGACGGAAUCCAGGAUGGUGUGUUGCGUUUCCCCAAUUUGGUGCAACUGAGAAAUCUUCCUGCAGAGUUUGAUGUAGUGAUUGAAGUUUAUGCGUUGCAAACAUGGAAAGAAAAGAUGAAUCACGAAACUAAAUAUCAUAUUCGCAAGGAUAAUAGCAAAAUGCGGUUAACUCCAAAAAAACUUUCGAAACAAGAUAGUCGUGGAAUGCCGAGAACACCACUGUCAGUUUCAGGUGGAUCUUCUACGGCUAAUCUACGUAGUUCUAGUUUUGGAUUAGUAGGAGUGACCAACAUUACACCAACAAGUUUGAGGAGGCGAGAGUGGUCACUAGAGAAAGUACCAGUUGCUUCUCCUAUUGAUGGAACGCUCCAGUUAAAAAUCCAAAGCCACACUGAGAGUCUGAUCGAAGAACGUGGCUUUUUAACCGUUUUCGAAGAUGUUGGUGGAUUCGGGGCGUGGCAUAGGAGAUGGUGUCUGUUAUCGAACGACCAAUUGCUCUUCUGGAAAUACCCUGACGAUGAGAAACUUAAGGAACCCCAAUACUCCAUCAAUCUUAGGAAAUGCAUAACGGAGCACGUCGAUAUAGUUUCUAAUGACGUUUGCGCUCGACCAAACACAUUUUUGCUCAUCACUGUCAGACCUGUAGAGAACACGGACAAAGAUUCGUUGGUUAUGACAUGCUAUCCCAAUCAAACAGCCCUGCGCCAUCUGAUUUCCGCUGACUUGAAAGAAGAGCGUCAGUUGUGGUGCAUGCAGAUAAAUAGGGUUUUAGCCAACUUCAGAGUUUGGAACUUGGAGUGAAUUAAACGUUCUUCGCUAUGAGUACUAACGUUGGGGAAAUCGCCAAUGAAUGUCUAUAUUCUAUGUAGCUUAAUCGCUUUAUCUUUUAGAUUUUACAUUUAUAUUCUACUUUAAUUUCUUUCCUUCAAUUUAUUACAUUCUAAGCUUUUUUAAGGUUCGUCAAAGCGACUUCAAAUUCAAAUUCUUGAAUCGAAUACAUUAUUGGUCUUGCAA